Molecule: messenger RNA, 1658 nt
Organism: Brienomyrus brachyistius
Lineage: Eukaryota; Metazoa; Chordata; Actinopteri; Osteoglossiformes; Mormyridae
Product: twist-related protein 2-like
Exons: 2
Coding region: 295-870 (191 amino acids)
Biological process (GO): regulation of transcription by RNA polymerase II; developmental process
Molecular function (GO): RNA polymerase II transcription regulatory region sequence-specific DNA binding; DNA-binding transcription factor activity, RNA polymerase II-specific; protein dimerization activity
Source: RefSeq, a predicted model, not a curated record
GAGCGGUGAGGACCAGAAGCUCGUACUGGUGGGCUGCAGAGUGAAGCGGACAGCGGGCCGGGGGGGCUUUCAGAACGCAUGCAGCUGCAGAAGAGAAAAGCCGUCCAGGUCUGCCAAAGGUGACAGAUGGGGUAGCACCAGCCUACUUCUUUGGAGUAUUUUUUCUGUUUAUGUGGCAGACUGACUCUUAAAGGCAGAGCUUGGUCCACAGCUAGCGAGUGAGCAGCCUGUGCUAGUGACAGGCCUGAGGAAUUGGAUCAAAAGCGAGGCAGAGAACCUCUAAGAGGAGCCGCCAUGCGUGAGGAACUGUCCUACACACGCUCCCCAGAAGGGAGCCGAGCAGCCCGGGGGGAGGAUGCAGAGCGCCCCCCAAAGACAGGAUCGAGCGAGAGCCGUAAGCGAGGGCCGUGCCCCAGGAAUGACAACAGUGAAGCUGAGGAAAGGUCAGCUGGGAGUCCCCCACACCUUCUGCCACCAGGAACUAAGCGGCCAAAGAAGAACCCUCCCGUGGCAGUGGCUGCGGUCGACCAGCAGGGCGCAAGCUCCGCCCCCCGUGGCAGCCAGCCCUUCGAGGACCUGCACACGCAGCGCGUGAUCGCCAACGUGCGCGAGCGGCAGCGCACCCAGUCGCUGAACGACGCCUUCGCCUCGCUGAGGAAGAUCAUCCCCACGCUGCCCUCGGACAAGCUCAGCAAGAUCCAGAUCCUAAAGCUGGCCUCGCGCUACAUCGACUUCCUGUACCAGGUGCUGCAGAGCGACGAGAUGCACGGCAAGCUGGCCAGUUCCAGCUACCUGGCCCAUGAGCGGCUCAGCUACGCCUUCUCCGUCUGGAGGAUGGAGGGGGCCUGGUCCAUGUCCACCCCCCAUUAGCCAACCAACCCCCCUCCCCACCUUAUCCCCUUUCCUACCCUCCCCAGCCCCCCUCAGCUCACCUCAGCUGUCCUGCCGCCCAUCUCAGCUCUGUCCCGGAAAGUGUCCUGGCUGGCUGUCCAACAGCAGAGAGACGGGCUGCAAAAACCAGCCAUCUGAGCCCAGCAGGCUUCGCGGGACAGACGACGUUGGAGAGACCGCCACCCCCAGUGGCCUCGGCAAGGACCACCGCAGAGGGCAGACACACCAGCAUCUCUCCAGACCAUGGGAAUCAUUACACGGUUUACACUGCGGCUUGGGACGGCUUGGCUGUGAAGCACACAGUAACGCGCCCCCCCCCCUGCCUUAUCUGAGACGUGUGUAUGGAAUCAAAAGCAUGGCCUGAUUUAAUUAGUGGUAUAGGGGCUGCCUUACUGGGACGAAGAGGAAGUGAUCUUCGCCAUGUGGUUUUGUGUGUCCUCUGAUACAAGGAGAGUGACCAGAUUGGUAACCUACAAUGGUAGAUCGUGCAGAGAAGCUACUUCCGAAAAACGGACAUCAGGUUGUAUCUGAGAUGCACAAUAUCCCAGUUUCCCAUACCUGAAGCUGCAUUCACACCUCCAGAGAAAUGCAGUGCUCACUGGCACUCAGUGAGACAUGACAGUGUUUUGGUAAAUUGAGCCGUGUCCAGGCUGGGCACCAUUGUGGGCUCCAGUUCGUUCUACUUGUGGUAAAAAUGUUCCCUGUGGUAAAUGUUCACUGCAUUGCUCUUUAGGUAAUAAAACAUGCUUUGCGCACAGUCUCUGCAA